This is a messenger RNA of Danaus plexippus (monarch butterfly), 1645 nucleotides long. RefSeq names its product homeobox protein slou (gene slou). The record is from RefSeq and is a predicted model, not a curated record. Gene Ontology annotation, cellular component: nucleus. The coding region runs from base 155 to 985 and encodes 276 amino acids. The transcript has 3 exons. Gene Ontology annotation, molecular function: DNA-binding transcription factor activity, RNA polymerase II-specific; RNA polymerase II cis-regulatory region sequence-specific DNA binding. Gene Ontology annotation, biological process: regulation of transcription by RNA polymerase II; cell differentiation. NCBI's taxonomy places the organism in Eukaryota, Metazoa, Arthropoda, Insecta, Lepidoptera, Nymphalidae.
AGGACGAUCGCACGCACAACACGGAUCGCAGUGGCACUCGCUCAGUACAUCACGUGUUACAGAGUACAGAGCAUGUGCAUACAAUAACAUUAUAAUUAUUUUUGUGUUAUAUUGUGUUGACGGCAUGAGACCGGUGUGUUUAUAAUACGUUGAUAUGACUAUGCUGGCGAUGAGGUCUGAGAGGCGAGAUGACGAGGAGGUGGAGGUGGAGACGAACGAGGUGGACGUGGUCGGUGUGGAGGAGGCAGCGCCGGUGGACCUCACGAGGCGGCUGGGCCUCACGAGGCCCGAGAGGCCUGCGAUCGCCUUCUCCGUAGAAAAUAUCCUCGACCCGACCAAGUUCACGGGAAGGUCUGAAAUGCUUCGUUAUGAUGAAGCCUAUUGGAGACCGCAUUACGACAGAGACGACAGCGACUCCGUCAAAGAUCACCUCCAACACUCAGAUAUAGAAGCUGAUGAUGUGGAAACAGACGAUCAGACUUCAAACAUGGAUGAUGAGAUCUUAACACAAUCAGAUUUAGACGAAAAUGGUGACCCAAAGAGCCCCACCAGCUCUAAGAAAGGGAAGAAUGGUUCGUCCAGAGAUCAGAAGGGAGGGACCAAGCCGAGACGAGCCAGAACAGCGUUCACGUACGAACAGCUGGUGUCUUUGGAGAAUAAAUUUAAGACUACUAGAUAUCUCUCCGUGUGCGAGCGACUUAAUCUCGCUUUGAGCCUCAGUUUAACAGAGACCCAGGUCAAGAUCUGGUUUCAAAAUCGUCGUACGAAAUGGAAAAAGCAGAACCCGGGUAUGGACGUGAAUAGUCCGACGGUGCCCCCUCCGCCGGCGGGGGCCUUUCCGUCGGGAGCUUAUCCGGGGGGCCUUCUAUACUCCCACGGGGUUCCAUACCCCUUCACCGGGCCGGGGCCCUACGCCCCUUACUUCCACCAUCUGGCUGCGAACCACCACCACAGCCACGGCUCCUUGGGACAUUCCCAUACGUGAUUAUGGCAACGGCCGGGGUCCACAGACCCGAGGGUCGACAAAGAUAACGAUGGACUGUCGAAUCAGUGACCGCGUUUUGUGACUAGCGUCAUUUCAAAGCGUUUUUUGAGGGCUUGAAGCGCUAACAACAACUCGUAUGAAGAAACAACGACAUGAAGCUAACCGCUCUAUUAAUAAGUGAUUGUGCCAAAUUGUGAAUAUUUCUUUCAUUAGUUGUAACAUAAGAGUAAUGACGGACAAUAGUUAUUUUUAAUCUACACCGGAACAUUUCAAGUCUAGAAUAUGUAUCAACGUGAUGCUUUUACCAAAUAUUUCCUGAUUAUAUUUAAGUCGUUUUAUAUUUAGUGCAAUUCUAACAUUAAUUUAAUAAAGAAUCGAUUGUGAUAUAUUGUAAGAUCUUAUUUCUUUUGUACUCUCUUCUAAGCAUAAUUUUAAACCACAUAAUAAUUUUUUUUAAGUCAUCAAAAGCAUUUUAAAGGACAAUAUCUUUAGUUUUUUUUUCUUCUAAUUUUGGAAGUGUCAUCGUAGUAUCUGCUAUACAUACUUUUGUAAAUUAACUUUUUAUGUAAUAUAUAUGUUAUAUGUAUAAUAAAAGCUCAACGCUGUAUAUAGCCGGUUUAAUUUUAAGCUCGAUGUUGAUCAUAAAUAGUUCCCAGUUGA